Rodentolepis nana is the source of this 483-nucleotide messenger RNA. The record is from the annotation of a GenBank genome assembly. NCBI's taxonomy places the organism in Eukaryota, Metazoa, Platyhelminthes, Cestoda, Cyclophyllidea, Hymenolepididae.
AUGACGAUUAAAAAAACGAAAUUGAUAGUGGAACAAUUCGAUGACCUAGAUUCAACUGCAACUCGUUCACGGAAACCUAUUACCCGAAAUUCAAUUCCUCUACUUCCGAAAAUAAUAGGACUGACUACGUCUCAGCAAAGCAUAACAAUCGGCGGUCAAUCAAAGGAAUCAAUAUGGAAGGAUUGUCAAAUUGACACUGCCGCAAUAACUGAUGGGGUCUUUGCUAUUAUUAAAAGAAAUCUCAAAAGUGGAUAUGAAAUAAUUCACAAAGGUGUCAGUGAAAUCUAUGUGGAUUACGAAAAAAUAAACACUUCUACUGCGCUCAAUGAUGGUCAAAUUGCGUGCUUUGAAUUUCCAUCUGAAGCAACUUUAAAGCCGCGUGUAUCUAAGUAUAGGAUCACUCGAGGAGUGGAGAAUAGCGACGGAAGGCAACAGUACUCCCUGUUUCAGCUGAAGAAGACCAAUGAGACCAAAAAACCUUGA